AUGAGUGAGAAAGCAGGUGCAGGUGAGUUUUUCGAAGAAGACACGGGUGACAAUGAAGAUGUUUAUCCCGAAUUGCCAAACAUUUUCAAUGAUAAGCUCAAUUGGAAGGAGCAGGAACCUGUUUUAGGUAUGAGGUUUGAGAGUCCUAAGCAAUUGAAACACAUGCUUUGUAACUAUGUUGCCGCGAAUGGUUAUCAAUUAUGUUUUGUUAAGAAUGAUACUAGACGAUUACUUGUCAAAUGUUGUGAUGGCAAAUGUACUUUUAGGCUUUGGGGUUCUUGGAUGAGUGAAGAUAAGUCUUUCCAGAUAAAAUCUCUUAUCAGUGAGCAUAAUUGUGCAAAGAAUUUCAAAUUCGGAUCAAUUGUGACUUACAAAUGGAUAGGGACCCACUUUAAGCACCAAUUUUAUAACAAUCAAAAGAUGAGCGUCCAAAUGCUUAGAGAGGAGGUAAAAACAAAUUUUGGGAUUAACGUGAGUAUGAGUCGGUGUAGGAGAGCCAAGAAGUAUGCAUUGAGUCUAGUUGAAGGGACAAUAGCUGAGAAUUAUGCAAGAUUAUGGUCAUAUGGUGAGGAGAUUAGAAGAUCAAAUCCUGGAUCCACAGUUAAAAUUUGUGUUGAUUCAAUGCCUGAUGGGGAGUUGCUUUGUGUUGUGGGUAGAGAUGCUAACAAUGGAAUAUUCCCAAUUGCUUGGGCAGUUGUUUCUGUGGAAAACAAAGAGAAUUGGAAAUGGCUCUUAAAAAGUCUUUCAGAAGAUCUGCAAUGUUGGAAUGAUGGUAACGGUUUGGUUCUAAUUUCGGAUCAACACAAGGGUUUGAUUGAGGCAGUAAAGGAAGUAUUUCCAGCAGCUGAAAAUAGGCAGUGUGCUAGACAUAUCUAUGCGAAUUUUAGAAAGACAUUUAGUGGAUCCAAGUUUGAAAAUCUGUUUUGGAAAGCGAGCAAGGCAACAACUGAAGCACAAUUUAAUGUAGUUAUGAAAGAGAUUGGAAAAUUAAAUCCGGAAACAGUUGUGCAUCUUAUGGCUAGAGAUCCAAAGACUUGGUCUUUGGUUUUUUUCAGAGUUCAUAAUUCUUUUGAGUCAGUAGAGAAUGGUUUUUCAGAGAGUUUUAAUAGUGUGAUUUUGGAUGCCCGGAAGAAACCAAUAAUAAGCAUGUUAGAGGACAUUCGUAUAUAUGUGAUGCAAAGGAUGGUGACUAUGAAACUAACUGGACAAGGAUGGAAUGCUUAUUCUGUUUGUCCAAAUAUCAGAAUACGGUUGAAUAUGCUCCAAACUGAGCAAAGGCAUUGGCAUGUCAUUUCUUGUGGGGGGAUGAAGUUUGAGGCAAGGAAGAUGGACGAGGCGUUUACUGUGGAUGUUGAAAAAAAGGAAUGCAGCUGCAGGCUAUGGCAACUUAAUGGAUAUGGCUGCGUACACUCAGUUACCACCUUAGCCUACUUAAAUUUGACACCUGACGGUCCAUAUGUAGAUCCAAUGUACUUGGCUGCAUUAUACCAUAAUACUUACAAACAACCAAUCCAUGGGAUGAAUGGACAAAAUAUGUGGCCUUCUACUGACUUGAUACCCCCUUUGCCUCCAUUGAAAAGACGUAUGCCAGGAAGGCCAACCAUAAAGAGAAGAAGAGAUGCUUCUGAACGGAUGGGAAAACAUACCGUCUGCAAGGCAGGGAAGAAAGUUUCUUGCAGCAUAUGCAAGGAGAAAGGACACAACAAGGCUACUUGGGAUGAUGAGGUAAUCGUAGAUGCUAUUGAUGCUUUGGAUAGGCCUAGAGAUGAAGAGAAAAUGGUGGGAGUCAAUGGACGGGAUGAAGGGGUGAAUGUCAAUGCUCGAGUUAAGCAUGUUAAACCACCUAAAAUGCAAAAGAAAUCAGAACGAAUCAUUAAACUGAAGCUUGCAAAAAAUGUGGGAGGUGAAGGUAGCAGUGUUGCAACGACCAUGGACUUGGAUUAA
Lactuca sativa (garden lettuce) is the source of this 1944-nucleotide messenger RNA. The record is from RefSeq and is a predicted model, not a curated record. Lineage: Eukaryota; Viridiplantae; Streptophyta; Magnoliopsida; Asterales; Asteraceae.